GGCUGGUCAAGUUGAAUAGUAUAAAACAGAAAGACUGGAGAGUGACAGAGCGAGUGCCUUUUGCAAGAAGAAGUGACAAAAAGAAGAAGAAGAAGAAGAAGAAGACGUAAGUGACAACAAUGGCGGCUCGUGAGGAAGUUUCAGAGCAAAACACCAACGUCCAGAGCAAGAGUACGAGCCCGAGGACGAGAAGCCCCGCCCCGUUCUUGCUCAAGACCUUCGAUCUUCUCGAGGAAACCGGACGAGACGAUCUAGGAGAUGAUGAAGAAGAAGAUGAUGGCGAUGGCGACAGCGACGGCGGCGCGAUGAAGAAGAAGAAGAAGAUGAUGAUAUCUUGGAACAGAGAAGGGAGUGGGUUUGUGGUGUGGUGUCCUGCGGAGUUCUCGGAGCACAUGUUGCCCAAAUACUUCAAGCACAACAACUUCUCCAGCUUCAUUCGCCAACUCAAUACCUACGGAUUCAAGAAGACAUCAUCCAAGAGAUGGGAGUUCAAGCAUGACAAGUUCCAAAAGGGGUGCAGGCACAAGCUCACGGAGAUCACCCGCAAGAAGUGCGAGCCGAGCGUGUUCCCUUCAUUCCUGAGACCUUCCAAAGAGCACCACCAGAAUAGCAGCAACAACAGCAGUAACAGCAACAGCAAUAACGCACAGAUCAGCGCAAGCUGGGCGGAGGGAGGUGGUCGUGUCCAAUUGAUGGAGGAGAACAAGAGCUUGAGGAGGGAGAAGAUGGAGUUGGAGACCCAGAUAGCCCAGUUCAAAGCCCUGGAGAUGAAGUUGCUGGACUGCCUUGGCCAGUACAUGGGCAACAACCACCACCACCACCACCAUGAGCAGAUAAUGUCCCACCGGAGCAAUUUCGGAGGAUAUGGUGAAGAAUAGUACUUGCAGAUGGAAGAGGUUUAAGGAUGUGGGGUUCUGUUGCUUUUUUGCCCUUUGCAUCGAGAGAUUAAAACCCAAUCAAGGGUGUCAGAAUCUUUGAAUCUUUUCAAGAAGUUAUCCUGUUACUUCUCGAAGCAUGUAUAGGACAAUCUUCUUGAAAACUCGCGAAACUGAACAUUUGGUGGGCUCUUACCCCUUGCCAAGGGUUACUCCAUGUGAAUAAUAAUAUCGGGGUUGGGCAACAAAAACACUCAGA
This is a messenger RNA of Rhodamnia argentea, 1134 nucleotides long. RefSeq names its product heat stress transcription factor B-2a-like. The record is from RefSeq and is a predicted model, not a curated record. The transcript has 2 exons. Lineage: Eukaryota; Viridiplantae; Streptophyta; Magnoliopsida; Myrtales; Myrtaceae. Bases 120 to 878 code for a protein of 252 amino acids. Gene Ontology annotation, cellular component: nucleus. Gene Ontology annotation, biological process: regulation of transcription by RNA polymerase II. Gene Ontology annotation, molecular function: RNA polymerase II cis-regulatory region sequence-specific DNA binding; DNA-binding transcription factor activity.